Molecule: messenger RNA, 1494 nt
Organism: Pseudocercospora fijiensis CIRAD86
Lineage: Eukaryota; Fungi; Ascomycota; Dothideomycetes; Mycosphaerellales; Mycosphaerellaceae
Exons: 2
Coding region: 1-1494 (497 amino acids)
Biological process (GO): transmembrane transport
Molecular function (GO): transmembrane transporter activity
Source: RefSeq, a predicted model, not a curated record
AUGGCAUCGGAAUCUGACACGACACCGGAAGGCCAGGCAGUCGCCAAAUUCGCACAGGGAGAUCCCGAGAAUCCUAGAGCAUGGCCGGCAUGGAGGAAAUGGACAAUUGUUGCGAGCGUCGGCUUGGUCGAUCUGACGGUAUCGUUUGGAGCUUCUGGUUACUCACCUGCUAGUGCAGACUUCUGUCAGGAUUUCGGAAUUGGCCAUGAGACAGGACAGUUGGGCCUCUCUUUAUACGUCCUCGGCCUCGCGUUGGGACCCAUGUUCAUUGCUCCUCUGAGCGAGUACUACGGCAGAACAGCACUAUAUCUGAUACCCUAUGGCAUAUUCUUGCUCUUCUUAGCCGGCACUGCCCUUGUGCACAACCUUGUCGGCUUCAUGAUCCUUCGACUUCUAUCGGGCACCUUCGCCAGUGUCACGAUUGCCAACUUUGGAGGCACCAUUGCCGAUCUAUUCGAAAGAGAUCAAGUCGGCCCAGCCAUGAAUAUAUUCCUGUGGGCUGCAGUAGGAGGGAGUCCUAUUGGAUUCUUCUUGAUGUCUCUGGUAGCCGAGCAUCAUGACUGGAGAACUGUGUUCUGGGCUUUGCUUGGCAUAUGUGCUUUCUGCUGGCUGCAACUGCUGGUGGUAUUAGUGCCGUUCCAUAACGAGACUAGGCAUUCUGUCCUCAUUCGAAGAAGAGCGAGACGAGAGAACAAGGUCAUUGCAGCAGAUGCUCAGGCCAGAUCGCUCAACCAGCUUUUUACCGUGACCAUCUGGCGAGCAUUCAGAUUCCUGUCAACCGAAACCAUCGUUAUUUUCGGAGCACUUUAUAAUGGCUUUCUGUAUGGUCUGUCAUUCAUGUUCAAUAGCGCCUUCGGCCUCGUCUUCGGCAAAGAAGGCUACGGAUUCAACACACUCGGUGUCGGAUGCUGCUUCUUAGGCCUGGUCGUCGGAAUCAGCUUGGGGCCUGUCGUUGGUGUCUGGCAGGAGCAGUAUUAUCAGCGUCGGGUUCAUGGUGAUAACAAGCUAUCGGAAGACUCAGAGGCGACCGCUUUGCUGAACGACGGCACGAGCAAGCCUAAACACAUUCCGGAGGCAAGAGUGCAACUCGGGAAGGUUGCUGCUAUACUGUUGCCGGUGAGUCUAUUCUGGUUCGCCUGGACAUCACCGCCCGAGUAUAAUAUUCAUUACAUGGUUCCUGUUCUUGCGACGGUUCUCUUCGGUUUCAGCUUCUUCACGCUAAUAUUCAUGGUCGCGAUCUACUCUGAGGAGAGCUAUAUGGUGUAUUCUGCAUCAGCACUGGCUGGCAUUGGGCUUGCGAGAAACAUCGCUGGCGCGGUCUUUCCGCUGUUUGGAAGCCGCAUGUUCUCUGAACUCGGCUACAACUGGGCUGGCACGAUCGUUGCUUGCAUUGCCUGCCUCCUGGCCCCCAUCCCAUUCGUUCUUGAGCGGUACGGCCCUCAGCUACGAGCCAGAAGUCCGUUUGCUUUUGAGCACAUGGACGAUGAUGAUUGA